Messenger RNA from Ooceraea biroi (clonal raider ant), 3663 nucleotides. RefSeq names its product U2 snRNP-associated SURP motif-containing protein. The record is from RefSeq and is a predicted model, not a curated record. Gene Ontology annotation, cellular component: nucleus. Gene Ontology annotation, biological process: RNA processing. Gene Ontology annotation, molecular function: RNA binding. NCBI's taxonomy places the organism in Eukaryota, Metazoa, Arthropoda, Insecta, Hymenoptera, Formicidae.
AAUGCAAAUGAGUACAAGCUCCAAUGCAGUGGAAAGCAAAAGCAGAUUAGUUUUGUGAAAUACUAUCAUUUUAUUUUGACGUGACUAAAAACAAGAUGCAAGUUCAGCAGUCGUCUGAUACCGCUAUGGAAUUCUUUUGUAUUUUGUGAGAAUCAAUUCACAGACCCCGGCAAUAUGCUGUCUAGUUAAAAUCGGGGUGCCAUCGGAGUCGCUUUUCCGACAACUCUGCAUUUUCUUCAUCAGUACCUACAAAUACUGAUCUUGGAAAGAUAAUUGGCAUUGGCACUCGUAUUAUUGUAAUUGUUAGAUCGUAUUUCUACAAAUGGCGGAUAAAGCUAUGAUGAAGCAAAUUGCUGAGCAAAAGCUCAAGGCCUUCUCCAUUGGUACAAUGGGUAAACGGCCGUUAAGUAAAAAGGAGCUGGAAGAACAACGUAAAAAAGAACAGGAACAAGCUGCAGCCCAGGCAUUUGAAGAAUUUGUUGCAACAUUUCAAGAAACGCCAAGCAAAACUACCAGCAAGGUUUGGGUUAAAGCAGGGACAUAUGAUGCGGGCAAAAGACAGGAAGAUACGAGGGAAAAAGGAAAACUGUACAAACCACAGUCAAAGAUCUCCGAAUUGGUCGACACCAGAUCAACAGCGGAGCAAGCUCAGGAGUAUGCAAGAUUACUCGGAACGAAUGAGCGAAAAAUGGACAGGUUGGGCAAAAAGAAGAAGGAAGGCGAAAAGAAGAAAAGUAACCUGGAAUUGUUUAAGGAGGAAUUAAAGAUGAUUCAGGAAGAGCGCGAGGAGAGACACAAGUACAAGGGCGCAGUGAAAACUGUUAUAUCCACACAAUCCGAGGAUCCGAUGUUGGCUGCUUUAAAAUGCGUGGAAGAUGGCUCGUUUGACAACGGUGAUCCAAAUACUACAAACUUGUACUUAGGAAAUCUGAAUCCAAAGAUUACAGAACAGCAAUUAAUGGAAAUAUUUGGCAAGUACGGUCCGUUGGCUAGUAUAAAAAUAAUGUGGCCACGCAGCGACGAAGAAAAAGCGAGACAAAGGAACUGCGGUUUCGUUGCAUUUAUGAGUCGAAAAGAUGGGGAGCGCGCAUUAAAAAAUCUCAAUGGUCGUGAUAUAAUGCAAUACGAGAUGAAGUUAGGCUGGGGGAAGAGUGUACCGAUUCCGCCUUAUCCUAUCUAUAUCCCACCAGCUCUGAUGGAGAUCACACAGCCGCCGCCUCCGUCUGGUCUUCCAUUUAAUGCUCAACCACAUCGUCGCGACAGACACAAGAUACCACGUAUCCGCAACAUCCAGAGCGCGGACCCGCAGGAAAAGGAAAACUUUGAAAAGGUUUUGCAGAAUGCUGUUGUCAAAGUGGUUAUACCGACAGAAAGGAAUUUAGUCAUGUUAAUACAUAGAAUGGUGGAAUUUGUAAUCCGAGAAGGGCCGAUGUUUGAAGCGAUGAUUAUGAACAGAGAGUUAAAUAAUCCACUGUUUAGAUUUCUAUUCGAAAACUAUUCUCCCGCACAUACUUAUUACCGCUGGAAACUGUAUUCUAUUCUGCAAGGUGACGGGCAGAAAGAAUGGCACACGGAGGAUUUUAGAAUGUUCAAAGGCGGAAGUGUAUGGAGACCACCGCCGAUCAAUCCUUGGACGCAAGGCAUGCCGGACGAAUUGAUAGAAAUGGAAGAGAGGCAAGAGCCCAGGAGGGGUAGCCUUUCGAACAGUCAGCGAGAUCGUUUAGAAGAUUUAUUGCGAAACAUAUCACCUGAAAGAAUAAAAGUUGCAGAAGCGAUGGUAUUUUGUAUAGAGCAUGCAGAAGCGGCAGAGGAGAUUUGUGAUUGUAUUUCAGAGUCAUUGUCAAUACUGCAAACGCCGGUGAAUAAAAAAAUUGCGAGAUUAUACUUGAUAUCUGACAUAUUACAUAACUGUGGAGUCAAAGUAACCAAUGCUACCAUUUAUAGAAAGGCAUUUGAGACGCGUCUUCUGGAUAUUUUUAACGAAGUUCAUCAAGCGUACAAACAGUUCGAUAGUAGACUUAAGGCAGAGGGAUUCAAAAUUCGCGUUAUGCGAAUGUUCCGAGCAUGGGAAGAUUGGGCGGUGUAUCCGAGAGAUUUCCUAGUUAAAUUGCAGAAUACCUUCCUGGGACUUGUCUUGAUGGAUGAACCCGAGCCGGAAAAUGACGAAGAUAUCGAUGGCGCGCCGCUGUCAGAUGCCGAUGGCGAUGGUACUGAGGAUCUGGAUGGGGUGCCGUUGGAUGGUGCGGCAUUAUUGAAAGGCGCCAUGAAACAUGGUCUCACGCCACAAGCUACUUCGAAUUACGAUGAUAUCGAUGGAGUGCCGAUGGAUGAAGAUAUCGACGGGGUGCCAAUGGAUGACGAUGACAGUGCGAACGCACGAAGCAGGGAUGACGAAAAGAAGGCGGCAAUGCCAGCUGGGUUUGUUCCUUCGCGAUGGGAAACUGUGGAUCCUGAUCAGGUGGAGGCACAGGCGAUGACUACCAGUAAAUGGGAAGAAUUGGGUCAAAAUGAAGAUUCGAAUUCUCAAGAUACUAGCAUGGAUUCCAGUGGUAGAGAUUAUAAUGAAGAAAGACGAAACAGAUUACGUGAAAUCGAGGUGAAAAUCAUGGAGUAUCAGGACGAGUUAGAGAGCGGUAGAAGAACCUUGAAGUCCGGCAUGACGAUACAGGCGCAAGUGGAACACUAUAGGAAAAAGCUUAUAAGAAAAAGCGAGAGAGAAAUGAAGGACAUGAAAAGCGAGGAGCGCGAUGAUGAGAAACGAAGAGAAAAGAAGCGCAGCACGACGCCCGAAUCUCCCAGUCAUAGUUACAGAGAGCGGAGACGGUCGACGAGUCCAUCGACAAAAGGCGCGAGAUACAGAUCACGCAGCAGGUCGCCACGCUGUAAGCGCCGGUCAAGAUCGCCGUACAAGAAACGCGUGCCAGUUACUCCGUCCCCACCUCGAAUUCGACGUACUCCAUCACCGUCUUUCUCUUCAGCUAGAGGAUCACGCAGAUCCCCCGCUAAUGAACGCUGCGACAGGAAGAGACGUAGGUCACCCUCCUUGUCUCCUCCACCGCCUCCACGUACUUCCUCUUCGAAACAUAGAGCCUGCAGUCCGCCAUCUCCUUCUCCGCGUAAGCACCGGCACAAACAUAAAUAUUAAGCUACUGCACGCUGUUGUAGGGAUCACUUUAUUUGCAGAAUCGCAUUGAAACGCAAACUAUUUUUCAAGCUCGUACAUUUAUCGCGUCGCGUUCUAGUACGUAAUGGACUCCUCGACAGUUACUUGUUACUCCUCGAUACAACUAGCUCGCUUAUAUAUUCGACAAAUCUAAGUAAAUUAAGAACUAAAUUCUUACUGCUUCAUUAUCUCGAAAUAAAACUUCAAUUUUUUACGUUGUACGAUAUAUUUAUAACGUGUUUUUGUGCCGAGUGACACAAAUUAUAGUUCAAGUACACCGUCGAUUACUGAAAUUUACAUGAACAUUGUGAUUAUUUCACAUCUUUUAAAUACAUACCAUAUAUAUAUUUUCAAAAAAUGUACAUAUACAAUAAUGAACAAUAUGGAACUAUGUAGAUCUUGUCUUCUUUAAAUAAGUUCUGUUUGCGCAAAGAAUAUAAUGUCUUUGUAAAAUGCUCCGAAUAUAUCUCAGAAUUGAAUAAAAUAAUCUUAUAUGUAUA